This is a messenger RNA of Juglans regia (Persian walnut), 1862 nucleotides long. Its product is annotated as probable WRKY transcription factor 53. Bases 509 to 1651 code for a protein of 380 amino acids. The transcript is spliced from 3 exons. The record is from RefSeq and is a predicted model, not a curated record. Gene Ontology annotation, biological process: regulation of DNA-templated transcription. Gene Ontology annotation, cellular component: nucleus. Gene Ontology annotation, molecular function: transcription cis-regulatory region binding; DNA-binding transcription factor activity. NCBI's taxonomy places the organism in Eukaryota, Viridiplantae, Streptophyta, Magnoliopsida, Fagales, Juglandaceae.
CUUCCUUUCGCCCUUAUUUCCUCAGCUUCACAGAUUCUUCCUUUUUUAUACGGUUCAAAAGGCACCAUAAACUCAGUACCAGUUCUGCAUUCCCUUUUCAAUAUUUUUCCAAGUCUUGGCUUGUUUUGUUCGUCUUGGAGAACUAAUGGUUUUGCCUUUUUCCAUGAGAUCCGUUUGCAAAAGCUUUAUUAGCGUCGACCCAGUUUGUCAGUUUUGUAGUUAAAAAGCAAAGAAGCACAGCUUGCCAGUUUUUGGCAUCAGUUCUCAAAACCCAACUCUUAUUUUUGGCUAAACUUCCACGCCUUUUAAGCUUGUUGUAGUAGCAUAUCUUUGGCAUAAGAUUGUUCUGUUCCGAUCUGAUCUGAUCUCACGCUUUGGAUCUGAUAUUAGCUAGCUGUAGCGAAUUUAAAGUCAAACCGGCGUACUUUUGUUUUAUGGGCUGUAUGAUCUGAACGAAGGUUUGUCCAUAUCCUUCAACUGAUCUUUCCGAGGUUUAGAAAAGAAGAACAUGGGAGAUUGGGAGCAGAAGAAUCUUAAAAACGAGCUAACACAAGGGAGGGAGCUAGCGAGACAGCUCCAAAGCCAUCUCAAUGCACCAUCUUCGUCGCAGGAGAGUCGAGAAAUCUUAGUCCAAAAGAUCUUGGCUUCAUAUGAAACGGCACUCUCCAUGCUCCGAUGGAGCAGCUCAGAUCAGCCACAGCCGUUAAGGGGUGCAAUUCGAACGUCGGAAUCCCCACCUUCUGAUCUAGUUGGCAGUCCGCGGAGCGAAGAUUCAGAUCGGGACCUUAAGAACCCGGAGCACAGAGAUAUUUCCUCUAGAAAGAGAAAGGCUUUGCCAACGUGGACACAACAAGUUAGAGUUAGCCCAGGGAUGGAACUUGAUCAAGGGCGUCUUGAUGAUGGCUUUAGUUGGAGGAAAUAUGGGCAGAAAGAAAUUCUUAAUGCCAGAUACCCAAGAGGCUAUUACAGGUGCACUAAUCGAAGUGUCCAAGGUUGCUUGGCAACAAAGCAAGUUCAACGUUCUGGUGAAGACCCGACGAUGUUUGCAAUCACUUAUCGAGGAAGGCAUACGUGUGCCCAAGCCUCCAACAUAAUACUACCAUCCCCACCAUCACUUGAAAAUCAAGAACCCAAUAACCACAGCAUGCUGGAUCUUCAGCCUCAUGACCGCCAACCACAGCAAUUAAUUCAGCAACUACAUCAUGGGUCACAAGAAAUGCUCUUGAAUUUACAGGCAAGCCUUAAAGUUGAAACCGAGAACUUAGACACCCACGACGGCCGAUCAUUUCCCAGCUUGUUUGACUUCCCUUCUACAUCGAAUAUUGAGGCUGAAACACAAAAGUACUUUCCGGACUCUGUACUGAUAGAUAACAACUUUGUGGGAAGCUAUUCUCCAUCGUUCAGGUCUCCUGCAAUUUCUGAAACAAAUUAUUUCUCGGUCAUGUCCCCGAGUGGGAUGAGUAUGAAUAGCUUUGGACUAGUCCGGCACCAGCAUUUUCAAGGCUGUGAUCAGUCUGAGCUUACUCAGGAACAGAUAUCAUCAGUUGCAACCUCAGCUACAAAUUCUCCUACUGUUGGUUUGGAUUUUCCAUUUGGCACUCCUGAAUUCGAUGCCGACUUCACAUUUGACAACCCUGGAUUCUUUUCGUAGUUUAAUUUAUACUUCGCUGAGAGAAAUUAUAAAGUACCGAACAUAGCAUUAGAUGUGAGCAGGCCGUAAAGUACUUUAGACGAGUGCAUGCAGUUGAUGAUCAUCAUGGUGAUCCUAGCUACCUAGCUAGCUAGUUGAUGUGAGAGAAACCAAUUAAUUAUCUGAUUACACGUAUAUACUACGUGGUAUUCUUGAAGAAGACUACUGGAAA